AUGAAUGACAGAAAGUCACGAUGGAGAAAAAGUUAACAUUUAGCACCACGACGGUACCCAGUGACGUGAUGGACGACGGCGUAUCCACAUGAUAUCAACACCAAUACAUGGUGACUACAACCACGACUUCAACUUCUCCUCUACCUACAUUCAUUAAAUCUCAAAAACCAAAACCAAAGAAUAAAGUAAAAAUGGAAAGGAUCAGUACGUCAAAUCCACCGAUUUGUUGCAGCAAACCCGUCAUGAGAAAACACGCACUAACUUAUACAGCAAAACCCACCACGACCACGACCUUCAACACCAACUCCCCACCACCAACCACCACAGCCCCCUCUAACCAGCAAUUCCCCACCACCACCUCAUCCCGAAAAUCCUCCUCAGGAUCCCCAAACGCCACGCCAGAUGAUUGGUUAGAUUUCUCAUCUUACCUGGAAAGAGAACGGGAGGAAGAGGGCAAGAGGUGGGUGGAGGAAUUGUUGGGUGGGAUGCCUAAUGUUGCUUGAAGGUCCCUGUGGAGAGGCUGGCUGCGGACGAGGGAGGGAGGGAGGCUAUGCGGAGAUCAAACAAAGCGCGCCGAGAGAUCGGAUGAAAAGAGGGGAGGGGUGAAACAGGGAGAGAGAGAGAUGAGAUGAGACGAAAGAUGGGGUCGGUGGGAAGUGGAGUGUUUGUGUGCAGGAAGAACUUCCGUUGUGCAAUUAGAGAUCUUGCUCAAGGGAAGAUGAAGCCGUCACCUGAAUUAAAGGGAAUUGAAAGAAU
Mollisia scopiformis is the source of this 756-nucleotide messenger RNA. RefSeq lists its product as uncharacterized. The record is from RefSeq and is a predicted model, not a curated record. NCBI's taxonomy places the organism in Eukaryota, Fungi, Ascomycota, Leotiomycetes, Helotiales, Mollisiaceae. The transcript has a single exon. Bases 108 to 503 code for a protein of 131 amino acids.